GGGGAAGGACAGGAAGGAAUUCCUACUGACGAAUAGGUCUGCGCAUCUUUGGGAGGGAGUGUUUUUUGAUGCGGUCCACUACUCGGCGAGUUUUCCGUUUCCGUAACGUCCCGCAGUGACCGGAUGAUGGAUACGUGCGGCCGUAACGAAUCCUCUCCCUCUCGCCCGUCCGAAAGCGUUGACACCGACGUGCCCCUCCUCUCUCCCCCGUCACUCCCUGUGUUGCCCCUCGACCACACGCCGUGUGGCCACAUUGACUCCUCCGGAUCCGCCGCCUCCUCGCCGGCCAUGUGGACAAAGACAGAGGCCAACACAAUGAGGAGGAAGAGAGGUCAGAACACCACAACACAGACACAAAUCCGUUGACACAGACAGAAGGGCAAGUGCGCUUUCUUCCCCUGUGUGCCUUCAGGCUGCGAGGAGAUGAAGCACCACAGCUAUGGCGGCCCGGGGAUCGGCAGCCUCACUCGUGGGGGCCUCGGUGGCAUCGCCACCAUCGCCACCACCGACUCGGACGAUUGGGAGGAGUCCCUCCUGCUCAAGAGGAAGCGCCUCAACCGGCUCUACUCCCAGUCCAACAGUGCCCUGCGGUCCAGCUCCGCCAGCACCAUGGUCGACAUGACAGACGUCGACAGCAGCAGCCCCAUCAUGGCGCGCCUGCACAUCGACCUCCAGCGGCUGGCGGUGUCACUGCCGGAAUACUCGACCACCACAGGGGACGACACGAUGCGUUCGAGUCUCUCGAUGGGCGGGACGCAGGGCGAGCCCGACGACACGCCGACGUCGCCUAUGGCGAGGGCGUUGCGGGCCAGAGGGAUGGUGGUGGAGGCUGCGUUUCAGCUGGGGGAUGGGAAAGGACAGGAGGGGGAGAUGAGAGACGAUGGUGAUGCCAAGUGACCCACCGAGCGACAGACAGGAGAAGCACUCGUACUUUUGUGGCUGCCAGUAUCCAUUCGUCCAUUCAUUCAUUCAUUCAUUCAUGUAUAUAUGUCAGUCAGUCAUAUGUAUCCCG
Molecule: messenger RNA, 1012 nt
Organism: Vitrella brassicaformis
Lineage: Eukaryota; Vitrellaceae
Source: the annotation of a GenBank genome assembly